This is a messenger RNA of Mytilinidion resinicola, 717 nucleotides long. RefSeq lists its product as uncharacterized. The transcript has 2 exons. The record is from RefSeq and is a predicted model, not a curated record. NCBI's taxonomy places the organism in Eukaryota, Fungi, Ascomycota, Dothideomycetes, Mytilinidiales, Mytilinidiaceae. The coding region runs from base 1 to 717 and encodes 238 amino acids.
AUGGCUGCCGCGACCUUUACGGAGAGCCCCAGAACGCCAAUCCCGAACGGACCAUUAUUCAACACCUUCGAGGCAUCGAGCCUGAUACGCGCAAGCCGAGUCCACGGGAAGGGAACUCUUCGCGCACCGCGUCCAGACGGGGACGCUAAAUUGGCUCCUGCGUGCUCCCCACCACUAUGGGAGGCUGAGGCACUUGAAGGUCAGGAAACUGCGCUAACGCGUUCCGAUCCCAUAGUCUCAGCCUGCACCUUUGGCGUUUUCCCUGGGGGCCCAGGCGAAGAUACCUCAGAGCCGUCGUCGUUUCGUCGUUCGAUGAAGGAUGAUUCGGGGAUGGAAGAGUCAGCGAGUUUGAGCCAUCGCCCUUUGGGUGAUGGCUCCGCCCGUACCCAGUCAUGCUUAGGUAGUCGUUCGUUGGAGGAUGGCCCGCCGGAUCGUCGUCCCUCGAAGGAUUGCUCAAGCGGGAUUGCUGAGGCGUCGGGAACGGCCAAUAGUGCAACCUCCUAUGAUAGGGGAGCCCGAGAGGAACCUAAUCUGGACGAAGCGAGCGCACCUGACGGUCCCGAAGGCCGUCGGGAACCACAGAUUCUACAAAUGGAACAAUUCUUUUACAACAAAUUCCGUAGCACUCCUUCUCCCAUUAGAGUCUUCUGGGCUCUGGUGGAGUUUUUAACGAGGCUACGUUUCCCAUGCUUGAAACUUCCUUUAGUUGAAUUGUGA